Messenger RNA from Phalaenopsis equestris, 1410 nucleotides. RefSeq names its product erlin-2-B. The coding region runs from base 100 to 1197 and encodes 365 amino acids. Gene Ontology annotation, biological process: SREBP signaling pathway. NCBI's taxonomy places the organism in Eukaryota, Viridiplantae, Streptophyta, Magnoliopsida, Asparagales, Orchidaceae. The transcript has 9 exons. The record is from RefSeq and is a predicted model, not a curated record. Gene Ontology annotation, molecular function: ubiquitin protein ligase binding; cholesterol binding. Gene Ontology annotation, cellular component: endoplasmic reticulum membrane; endoplasmic reticulum.
CUAGCGAGCCCGCAUUCUCUCACUCCUCUGCCCUUCGGUCCUCUCUCUUCCCCCGCCAUCAAGGAAAGAAAAUCAUCUGGACUAGUCUUUGCAAAAACCAUGCAGACGCAGCCGCCUCGACCACCAUCGCCGGAGCAACGACGGGAGCAGCAGCAGAACUACCGGGGCCAGCGGAAUCCUCCUCCGUCGGAUGCCGAUGCUACGUCAUUUCUGCUGUUGGCGGUCAUCUUCGUGGCUUUCGCGAUCAUUUUUCUUUCGACGUCGUUCUCAACAAAUGGGAGUUAUUCUGUAUUACAUCAAGUCCCCGAGGGUCAUGUUGGUGCAUACUGGAGGGGUGGUGCUUUAUUGAAUUCAAUCACUAGUCCAGGCUUUCAUCUGAAAUUGCCACUAAUCACCCAAUUUGAGCCCAUCCAAGUGACCAUUCAAACAGAUCUGGUAAGAGAUAUUCCUUGUGGAACAAAAGGUGGAGUAAUGAUCAGCUUUGAUAAAAUAGAGGUCGUGAAUCGCCUUAAUAAGGGACAUGUAUAUGACACUCUUCUGAAUUAUGGUGUAAACUAUGAUAAGACAUGGAUAUAUGAUAAGAUUCAUCACGAGAUCAAUCAAUUCUGUAGUUCUCAUACUCUGCAACAAGUAUAUAUUGAUAUGUUCGAUCAAAUUGAUGAUAAAAUGAAAGAAGCUCUUCAGAUAGACUGCACACAAUAUGCUCCGGGGGUUGAAAUUAUAGGUGUUCGAGUUACAAAACCCAAUAUUCCUGCAGCUAUUAAGCGCAAUUUUGAACUUAUGGAGGAGGAACGAACUAAGGCUUUGAUCGCCAUAGAAGCACAAAAGGUUGCAGAGAAGGAAGCUGAGACCCAAAAGAAGAUAGCUUUAUCCGAAGCAGAGAAGAAUGCCCAAGUUAGCAAAAUUCUCAUGGAGCAGAAAUUAAUGGAAAAGGACAGCUUAAAACAGCAAGAGGCUAUCGAAAAUGAAAUGUACAUUGCUCGUGAAAAAAACCAAGCAGACGCAAGUUUUUACAGGGUGCUGAGGGAAGCAGAGGCUAAUAAACUGAAGCUUACACCCGAGUUUCUCGAGCUCAAAUUCAUUGAAGCCAUUGCAAACAACUCAAAAAUCUUCUUUGGGGACAAGGUUCCCAACAUGGUCUUUGAUCAGAGGAUUCUUGGUAAUUUUCUUAAUGGAUUCCCCAAGCAAGAACUCUGAGAGUUGGUCUGGAUUUCAACAUGGUAUGAAGAUGGAUAGCUUUUUUUAAUAAAACACACCUGCAUGUUCUUUGUUGUCGCCGAACGCAUCGAAGGGAUUUUAGUUGGAUUUAACCUUAAUCAAACCAAAUGUUCUGAUGGAUUUAACCCUUUUGCAUUUGAUAAAGCCGGGUUGUAGCAAGCACCCCUUUAGAAUUACAUGAUUUAUUUUAUU